GGACCGCCCAAGUCUCCGUGGCGCCACGCCGAGCAGGCGGCUGGGGGCGGCAAAGGGCAGCAGCCUCCCAAGCCGAAGCGGCUCACUGACGAGAAGCGUGCCUACUUCGUGGCCUGUCCCGCCGACCAGCUCGACGCUUGCAAGGAGCUCAUCGCGGAGGCGGACUGGCAGGCCCUUCGUCAGCAGCGCUUCCUCAUCCAGCAGCAGCUGGGCUCGCUGUCGGCGGUCAAGCCUGUCAGGAGUGCGCAGGUGGCGGCCGACGAGGCUUCCAAGCGCCUCCUGCGGGCCCGCGGCGAGCUGGAGCGCAAAAAGAAGGCGGCCCAGGCAGCGCUGCAGGCGGCCUUCGACCAGGAGAAGCACGUCGCGAAGCUGCAGGUGGAGUUGGACGAGCUCGUCGAGAAGGCCAGGCGUGCCCUGGCUGAGCCGCCUGUCGCGGCGGUGCCGCGCGCCGAGGACCGCUGCGUCGCCGACGUCGCCAAGUACAGGGACCUGGUUGGCACUGCCUCAGGUGCCCUCGGCGGCAUCGAGCUUGGCGAGCUGGCUGGCCCGCUCAAUUCGCUCAUCGCCGCACUCCAGCAGGAUGUGGCCGCCUGCGAGGCCUCGGGCGCCCCGCCAGCAGCUGCUGCGCCUGUCCCUGCCGUCGCUGCGGCAGGCGCCCAGUCUGGGGCGGGGGCGCAUGCAGCGGAUCUGGGGGGUGAGCACACGGCGGUGGGCGAUGACGACGAGGACAUGGAUUGCCGCAACCUAUCCCCUGAGGCUUUCGCGGCGCAGGCCGAGGCAUUCUGCGACGGCGACGCCGAGAAGAGGAAGUGGCUCGAGGCUUUCCGCGACCGCUGCUACGCGGACAAGAAGCCCAUGAACGCCUUCAGCAACCUGGACAAGUGCCUCACGGAGCAGAUCCGCGGGUGCAACGUUCUGCUCUUCCAGGAGACCCGCCUCAGCGGGGCGCGCACGACGGAUGCUGAAGGUGAGCUUCGUCGUCGGGGACGGCGUGCCGCGGGCGUUGAGGCCCAGGCGUCUCAGGCGGGGGGCCUGGCGUCUGGGGGGCUCCUCACGUGCUCGCGCCUUGAGCACGGAUUGGCGACCAUGAUGGGCUACGAGACUCCAGUCGUUCGACCUGGGCGAGUGCAGCUGCUUCACCACGCUGGGCUGACUCCUGGGGGAGUCGUAGUGGGGAACGUGUACUUGGGGAGCGGCGUGGGGGUGAACGC
Molecule: messenger RNA, 1211 nt
Organism: Prorocentrum cordatum
Lineage: Eukaryota; Dinophyceae; Prorocentrales; Prorocentraceae
Source: the annotation of a GenBank genome assembly